UAGUCGCAAGCAAAAUUAAAUAGGCCACUCUGACACUAUUUAGACGAAACUCUUCUUACCAAGAACGCUACAAAAUAAAAUAAAAUAAAUAAAUAAUAGGUUCCACAAGGCUGUUCUGUCUUGGUAUUCAGUAUGACUUUUUAUCAUUUGAAUUUGCUGAAGCCUUCAAACGAUCUUUAUUGAGUUAUACAGCUGUGAUGAAUACACUUGGGUCGUUGAUAACCCUGGUAAUAAUACUAAUACUAAUAAAACUAAUACUAAUACUAAACUAAUACGAAACCUAAUAACGUUUGCCUGUCUAUUUUGUUUUAAGUGGCGUGCGAGUGAGGCGUCUUCUUUUUGUCAAUCUUUGUUUUAGGUCACCUGACAAAUAAUGGACAAGAUACAAAACAUUGCAGUCGGCAGCUCACGAGGCAGCGACAGGAAAUCACAAGCACAAAUAACGAGUAUAACUUUACUUAACACUGUAUGUGCUCACCAGGGAUACUUCUAUGAAUGGAUCCUACUCCGACUACUACGGCACCUUUGCAAGGCGACAGCGAGACAGGGGCAAGUUCUAUUUGGAGCUGGUGGCCUUCCUGGCGUCCAACAUCCAUGUCCUUAUUGAAGGCCACAGAGAGCAAGAUUCUUAGCUGUAUUCAAAAUAAUCUAUGGGCCAGGUUUGUGACUCUUCCAAGUCAAGAUCGAAUAUGGACUCUGACCCUGACCGACAAAACAGGUCCAAAACCCGAAGAGCAAGAUUCUAAAAUGCCACUGGUGAUGGUCCAUGGUUUUGGAGGAGGGGUGGGACUAUGGAUUAGGAACCUGGAUGCACUGAGCCGGUCACGGCCUGUUUAUGCCUUCGACCUCCUGGGUUUCGGUAGGAGCUCCCGACCUUCUUUCCCUUCUGAUGCUGCCAAAGCAGAGGAGCAGUUUGUCAACUCCAUAGAACAGUGGAGACAGUCUGUAGGUUUGGAGAACAUGAUUCUGCUGGGCCACAGCCUGGGCGGGUAUCUGGCUACAUCAUACGCCAUCCAAUACCCUUCGAGAGUGUCUCAUCUUAUCCUGGUUGAUCCGUGGGGUUUCCCUGAGAGACCACAGAUCCGGAGCCAUGAAAUUCAAGGUCAGGCCACAGAGUUGGUAAAGAGGCCAUCUCCACCUCGCUGGGUGAAGGCUAUUAUUUCAGUAGUUUCCCUCUUCAAUCCUCUGGCUGUCAUCAGAGCAGCAGGCCCAUGGGGUCCGGGAUUGGUCAAUCGAUUUCGUCCCGAUUUCAAAAGGAAAUUUGAAGAUCUGUUUGAUGAUGACACUAUGGCACAGUACAUCUACCAUUGUAACGCACAGCCCCCGAGCGGCGAGGUGGGUUUCCGGGCCAUGGCUGAGUCUUUGGGUUGGGCGAAGAGACCUAUGCUGCAGCGGGUCCCUCUGCUACCCAGCUCCAUGCCACUCACCAUGCUGUAUGGAGCCCAGUCAUGGGUUGAUAGUUCGUCCGGGGACAAUGUGGUCCAGGUUAGGAGCCCCGCUCGCACCAAAGUGCUGCUGAUAAAUGAUGCCUCUCACCACGUGUAUGCUGAUCAACCGGAGAGGUUCAACAGAGUGGUAGAAAAUAUAUGCAACUCAGUUAACUGAAUAGAGUUCACGUGUAUGUAAUACUGUAUGUGUACUGUGUACUGUACAUAAAGACAAAUUCAGGAAGUUUCUUCAUGUACCUGUGUAUCUUCGGCAUUCUUCAUGAGUAUGAAUGACGUUUUGUCCUGAUCUCAUAGUAGUAAGUUAUUCAUACAGUAUAAAAUAUCAAAACUCUGUUUUUUAAAAAAAAAAUAUAUAUAUAUAUAUAUUAUUUAGCACUUCAUUUCUUUUGAACCUAUUCAAGGUAUACACUGUAUUUAGCUCGAACCAUACUGUCCAUUGUUGACUCUUGACUUGAAUGGAGACUCCUUUGUCAUAAGCAGCCAAUUAGUUGCUUUUCAUUUGCUUUAAACAAGCUUUUUAAGCAUAAUAGGACUUGGAGGAUUAUUACUGUAAUAUUUAGCAUUUUGCCAAGUAAAAAAAAAAAAGACACUAAUAUUUCAUCUUAUUUUUCUUUUCAUGAUUGCUAAAUCUCUGAUUUUGCUUGUGAUUGAAUUGUGUACAUUGAAAACAAUAAAACAUUUUAGUCCUU
This is a messenger RNA of Phycodurus eques (leafy seadragon), 2137 nucleotides long. RefSeq names its product abhydrolase domain containing 4, N-acyl phospholipase B (gene abhd4). Gene Ontology annotation, molecular function: phosphatidylcholine lysophospholipase A1 activity. NCBI's taxonomy places the organism in Eukaryota, Metazoa, Chordata, Actinopteri, Syngnathiformes, Syngnathidae. The transcript is spliced from 8 exons. Bases 496 to 1605 code for a protein of 369 amino acids. Gene Ontology annotation, cellular component: lipid droplet. The record is from RefSeq and is a predicted model, not a curated record.